AUGGGAUAUGCAGCUCCUGAGUAUGUUCAAACUGGUCGUCUCACAUCCAAGAGUGAUGUGUGGAGCUAUGGUGUCUUUCUUUUCGAGCUAAUUACAGGUAGGCGCCCCUUGGAUCGAAAUCGCCCCAGAAAGGAGCAAAAACUCUUAGAAUGGAUAAGACCAUACUUAUCAGAUGCUAAGAAGUUUCAGCAAAUAUUAGACCCAAGACUUGACUGGAAGCAUUUUCACAAUUCAGCCCAGAAGCUGUCGAUUGUAGCCAACCGCUGCUUGGCCAGACAUCGAAAAGCACGCCCAAAUAUGAGCGAAGUUUUGGAAAUGGUGAAUAAAGUAGUGGAGGCAUCGACUGGGGUAGGCAAUCCACAGCCUCCUUUGAAACGUAGAGAGCGAAGGCCAACUCCUGGGGAAACUAAAGCUCAAGAUAAAAGGAGACUCAUUCAUAAGAAAAUUGGCGCCAGAGAUUUUACAAAACUUGAAUAG
Olea europaea var. sylvestris is the source of this 477-nucleotide messenger RNA. RefSeq names its product receptor-like serine/threonine-protein kinase At3g01300. Gene Ontology annotation, molecular function: protein kinase activity; ATP binding. The transcript is spliced from 2 exons. The coding region runs from base 1 to 477 and encodes 158 amino acids. NCBI's taxonomy places the organism in Eukaryota, Viridiplantae, Streptophyta, Magnoliopsida, Lamiales, Oleaceae. Gene Ontology annotation, biological process: protein phosphorylation. The record is from RefSeq and is a predicted model, not a curated record.